AUGGACUACAUCAGGCGCAAGAAGCUCGGCGAAGCAGAUUGGGACUUCGUUGACCAAUUCUGGGACCAGAAGCUCGAUCACCUGGAUUCUGACCAAGACGAGGUCGACAUAACCAGGAUCGUUGAUUUCGAGAAGGCUCCUUGGAAACAGCUACUAGAAUCAGCGGGUGGUGAUCGAACCUAUCUCCAGAUUGCUUUCGACUUCGAAAACCUGUUCCUGUAUGCGCGGAAAACAAUGGGUCGCUAUCACUUCUUUGGCGACAAGUAUGAUGUGCCGAUGAGUAAGGAUGUCCUCGAAUGCCGGACCCCAGCCGAGGUCAACAAGCUCAAGACUCAACGCCCAUACUCCAGUGACGUUGUGGAGAUACACGAGUGGUCGGCUAAAAGCCGGGAACGAGACUUCUUCCGCACGUCACAAGGCUUCUUCGGCCUGGGUCCCGCGACUCUCGAGGUUGGUGACCACAUCGUUGUACCAUUCGGCUCCAGUCGCCCACUCAUCCUCCGAGAGAUUUCACCGAACGAGCACGGUCUUCGCUAUCAGCUGGUCGGUGAUGCGGUUAUAUGGGCUGUAAUGGAGGGACAGUGGCACAAACAGCGCACCGCCAAAUAUUUUGACAUUGUGUGA
Molecule: messenger RNA, 624 nt
Organism: Baudoinia panamericana UAMH 10762
Lineage: Eukaryota; Fungi; Ascomycota; Dothideomycetes; Mycosphaerellales; Teratosphaeriaceae
Exons: 1
Coding region: 1-624 (207 amino acids)
Source: RefSeq, a predicted model, not a curated record